Messenger RNA from Blastocystis hominis, 1680 nucleotides. RefSeq lists its product as hypothetical. Gene Ontology annotation, molecular function: protein binding. NCBI's taxonomy places the organism in Eukaryota, Bigyra, Opalinata, Blastocystidae. The coding region runs from base 1 to 1680 and encodes 559 amino acids. The transcript has 11 exons. The record is from RefSeq and is a predicted model, not a curated record.
AUGAGCGAAAUAGAAUACGAAAACUUUAUUGACGAAUUACGAGCUGCAAGGAAGUGGGAUGAUGUAAAAAGACAUCAGAGGCAAUAUAUGAAAAAUGUGAAACAGGGAAAGACAUUCAAAUCAAAGUUUCGGACGAAGGAAGAUCAAAUUGCCUAUGCAGAAACAGUAAAAGCAGACCAUUCGAUUAGCAAGCGCGGACGUGACCAUAGUGCUUGGAAACAUAUUCAAGCUGCUCUCAAUGCAAGCCCAACCUAUCCGGAAGCGAUUGCGUUGGCUACACUUAUUCAGCUGAAUCGUGGGCGAUUCCCCAAAACAGCAAACACAUUUAUCGAAAUAAGAGACAACAUCACUGCCAAUGUAAAGAAGAACAUCAGUAAACUAAUGAAUCAAUCGCAGGAUGUCGAGGAAGACGAAAACGACUCAGACGAUGACAAUACGAAUCCCGAAGCUUACUCUGUACAGAAUGAUGGGUGGCACAUCGUUGAGAAACUGAGAAUGGAGACCGUGCAGAACCAUCUCGUCAAUCUUUCUCCAUAUCAAGUCGUAAUCAUUUCGGUGGCUUUGGCUCUUGGUUGUGAUGCUCUGCAGCACAAUCCAGCAGAGAAUUCUCACGCCGAGUCGGAGCGAUUGCUUCUUCUUCUAUGGGACGUUUUGCAAUACAGCAAACAAUCAAAUUCACCGUUUUCUGUGCUGCAAACGAUUCCAAAGUUCGACACAGGAAUCGUUUUCACUGUGCUGAUGGAACUGCCGCAGUAUUUCAUUCUCCAUGCCCCGCUUUCCGUGGCUAUCGACACCUAUCGCAUCUUUCUAAUCACCGCAGGCCCAUUCCCACAAAACCCGUUCCCUAUUGCGUGCUAUAUCACUCUGCUGCAGCGAUUUGCUUCUCUUUUGAUUUACGUGGUUCAUCCUUCUGUGUACUAUUCCAUUUACACACCGCACGAUCUUGAUUCCAUUCAGAUCCCACAGACAGCCCUCGAAGAAGCCAUUUUGCUGCUUCGAAUCUUGCAGGAACACAUCGACGAGAUUAGCAGCAUUCGGAUUAAACUGGAUAUUUGUAAAUUGGCCUUCGAAGCCUAUACUGCAGCAGGCCUUUUCAGAGAAUGUGUAACCUAUUUGGAGAAAAUGGUGCAGCUGCUGGGACACAGCGCCUUCUUGUGGUAUUUGAUCGCCACUGCGCACUACCGAAGCGAAAAAUACGUGUUGUGUUUGCAAGCGUUAGAAAACUGUGUGACCGACAUCGAUCAAUACGGCGAAAGCGAGGAAAACACAAAGUUUAUGGACCGAUCGAUACCGUUAUUGUUCUCCGCUCGGGUCUGUCUGGCACAUUUGAAUCGUGUGGAUGAUUGCAUGCACUUUGCGGCGCUCGUUCUGAAAGAUUGCAAGAAGGAAGCAAUCGUUUCGCAAGCUAUGGAGCUUACCGGCGUUUCCUAUCUCUUCCAAGCCCGCUCCAUUCCUUUCUUCAGCAAACGGUCGGAGUAUUUGAACACGGGACUGCGUUACUUGCAAUGGAUUCGCAACCCAAAUCCUUAUGUGAGAUACAAUAUCGCGUUGAUUCUGGCAGAACAAGGAGACUUCGAGAAAGCCAUGGAGCAACUGCUCCAGAUAGAGGAACAAAACCCAUAUUUCGCGGAAGCAUGGCCACUUCGAUUGAUCUUGACGUAUCAAUUGCAAGGGGACUGA